AUGACGAUCGAGCGUCCGUCAAUUCUCAAAACAAAAGAUACGUUUGGGGCAAUAUCAGACAAGUCCACUCAGAUAACGAGGCUCGCUUCGACGAUGGAGGUUACCACUCUAAGAAAUCUCUCCUUCCGAAGCGGCACCGACAAGGGGCACAACGACCACGUGAGAAAGCUGUUCACACUUCGAGGGAAAGAAAUCAAGACGCUGGCGGAUAUCUUCCGCGCGCCGGAACCAGCCUUUAUUGCGAUCGGACGUGACGAAGUUACCAAUUCAAUUCUCGCCACCGCUAUUCAAGAGCUGAACCCAACAUCUUCGGGCGCAAUCAAAGCCGCAGAAAAGCACUGGGGUCAAAAAAUCACCAACCCUACUCGAGACAUGAGAGUCACAAGAAUGACGAACCAUUUGGUCCCUCCAGUCAAUUCCAGAGCGCCGAAGAAAUUCACCAGUCCUGGGAGAAGCGAAUCUCCUCGGAAAUCCAGGUCACAGGCAAAACUUCAAAACCAGAAACAAGCCAAAUCGCAGGAUAUCUUCACCGUCAGUCCUGAUGUUUAUAGCACAAAGCUGACUGAGUUGGAUCGUAGAAGUCAGGAAACUCUACGGCGUCUAGAAGCUCAUAUCAGAACCCGCGAACUUGAGCUCAAAGAAAAGCAAGAAGAGGAGCUCAAUAACAUUAAAAAGAGUCUGCUAGAUGUGAUGAAGGAAAAGGAGGGCAGUUAUUAUCAACGGAAAAAUGAAAUAAUGAAAUACGGAUUUUCAAGUUGA
Messenger RNA from Oikopleura dioica, 759 nucleotides. Lineage: Eukaryota; Metazoa; Chordata; Appendicularia; Copelata; Oikopleuridae. The record is from the annotation of a GenBank genome assembly.